AUAUAAAUGCACACGAAUAAAUGUAUACAAAGUACUUACUGCAAAAAGUGAAACCCCAGUUCUUCUGAUACUAUAUAUAGAACACAUCACUCUCUCCCUGACCUUCGCCGGAAACCUAGGUUUAUCACAACCCUAUCUCUAACGAGUUGCAGAUAUGUCAACGAAGUUAACACCUGCCAAGCGACCACAUGAUCGGAGUCCUGCAGAAACAAAUGGCCGAUGGAAGUGGCAGAGAUCAUCAUCUUUUAGUUCCCAGAGAUUACCUGCGGAAGUUCGUAUGUUAUGCCCUGCUUCAAAAAUAGAUUUGCUUAUCGGAAAGGAUAGUAGCACCAUUUCUCAGAUACGAGAGGAAAGUGGUGCAGAGGUUCGAGUUGAGGAUAGUGUUGUUGGUUGUGAUGAGAGGGUGAUAGUUAUUGUAGGUUCAGGAAAAGAAGAUGAAGUGGUAACCGAACAGCCCCAGGCUGACGUUGAGGGGAGUGAAACUAAGGAAAAAGACAGUUGCAAUGAUGAAAAUGGUGAUAAGGGUGAGAAUAAGGUGUCUCUUCUGGCAGAAAAUUCCAAAACUGAGAAGGAAAAUGAAUCUAUUCAGAAAGCUCUAUUCGUGAUAUUUGAUAGGAUGGUUGAAGGAGGAGUAGGAAUGGAUGGAGGAGAUGAAGAAGGUAAUGAUUCUUCUUCAUUGAUUAUAAGAUUGCUUAUACACUCCAGUCAAGUAGGCUGUAUGCAAGGAAAAGGUGGUAGUGUGAUAAAACAGAUGUCUUCCGAAAGUGGGGCACAGAUACGGAUUCUUCCCAGGGACAAGCGACCUUCAUGUGCAUCUUCAUCUGAUGACUUAGUUCAGAUUUCUGGGGAGCGUGAUGCAGUUAAAAAAGCUCUUGAAAUCAUUGCUCGACAAUUACUUGAGGGUUCCUCCAGGGAUCAGGAUUUUCUCUCUGCUGAUGCUGGUGGUCCAUCUACUCAGUCUCCUGGGCGUCCUCUGUCUAACCGGGAAUUGCGGCCACCGUCAGCACGUCCUUACCACGGGCAGGGGCUACCUUCCUCUGUUGGAUUUCGUGAUGGGGAAGUUGGUAUACCUGGCCGAAUGAACCCUAUUCCCGAUGCCUUGACUUUCAGAUUGCUUUGCCCGGACGAAAAAGUUGGAGGUAUAAUUGGAAAGGGAGGAAGUAUAAUCAAAGCACUUCAGCAUGAGACUGGGUGUCAAAUCAAAGUUCUGGAAGGUGCAGGGGAUGCUGAAGAUCGAGUUAUAGUCAUCUCUGGUCCAGCGCACCCAGAUGAUAGAAUAUCUUUGCCGCAAGAUGCUGUCCUUCGCAUCCAAUCCCGAAUUUUUAGGGCUGCACCUGAGAACCAGGACAAUGUUAUGGUUGCAAAACUUUUGGUGUUCUCCAAUCAAAUUGGGUGUCUCUUGGGUAAAGGUGGUGGUAUAAUAGCUGAAAUGAGGAAGUCAACUGGAGCCUAUAUUCGUAUUGUGGGCAAGGAUCAAACCCCAAAGUGUGCGGCGGAAAAUGAAGAAGUAGUUCAGAUAAAUGGAGACGCUGAAAAAGUUCAUGAAGCCCUUCUGCAGAUUACCAGCAGAUUGCAGAACCAUUACUUUCGUGAUGCAUUUCCUUCAAACCCUGGUUUUCUGGACCAAGUACAUCCAUUCCCUUCACACAUGGGAGGGAGAGAAUUUUCACCUCCAGGCAUGUUCCCCAACAUUCGUCCACCAUUUCACAAGUUUGACGCUCUACCUCCACAUGGUGGUUUCCAUCCACAUGAUGACCGUCCUCCCUUUAUGCAAAAUUUCCACAGGCCAGGCAUUCCACCUCAUAUUUCUGAUAGAAUGCCAUCUUCAGCACCAUGGGGUCCUCAGGGGCUGGGUGAAGGUGGGGGACAGCAUGGCUUCCCAGACUAUGCAGGAGGUCCGCGAAGUAUCGGCGGCUUUGGAGGAGGAAGUCAUCCCGCUGUGAUCACAAGCACUACUGUGGAAGUAGUUGUACCUCGAUCUGUGGUUCCUGCAAUCUAUGGAGAAGGUGGGGGAUGUCUUCGACAAAUAUGUGAGAUCUCUGAUGCGAAAGUGACCAUAAAUGAUCCUAAGCCUGGAGCAACAGAGACCGUGAUCAUUAUAUCUGGGACGCCUGAGCAGACGAACGCUGCUCAGAGUCUUAUCCAAGCCUUCGUAAUGGUCGAAACUGAAGCUGCUUGAUUAGGGGCAGUGAGUGCUGAAGCUGGAGUUUGUGUUGACGGCAACUGGAAGAUAUGGUUUAGCAGUUCGCAAAGCAGCAAACUCUUGACAUGGAAAAACGGAAAGAAUGCAUGUUAGAGUAUCAUUAGUAGUGAGGUUGGCUUAACAGACUGAUUCUGUGGUGGUGAAGUUUUCACAGAACGUAUACUUGAGAUGAUCAUAAUUCUAGGAAGGAGAAGGGAUUGGUUUUUCCGGAACAUAUUUGUUUGCAGACAUUUACAAAUUUCCCUGUCUUUUUGUCCUACAAAUAUGAUGGAACCAUUCCUUGUCUCAAUUUGAUAUCUAGGGGAUUAUUCCUUCAGAGAGUGUAGCUUGAAGUCUUCAUUUUUGGUUUUUAUCUCUAUGCAUUAAAGGGAACUGAAAGCAGUCUAAUGAGAAUCAAUAGAUAAUAGGAUUUUUUUUUAGAAA
Lycium ferocissimum is the source of this 2626-nucleotide messenger RNA. Its product is annotated as KH domain-containing protein HEN4-like. Gene Ontology annotation, molecular function: mRNA binding. NCBI's taxonomy places the organism in Eukaryota, Viridiplantae, Streptophyta, Magnoliopsida, Solanales, Solanaceae. Gene Ontology annotation, biological process: regulation of gene expression. Bases 155 to 2179 code for a protein of 674 amino acids. Gene Ontology annotation, cellular component: cytoplasm; nucleus. The transcript is spliced from 9 exons. The record is from RefSeq and is a predicted model, not a curated record.